CUUCGACUUCCAUCACCAUCAGCACCCAUGACCUUCAUUCCCGAAAUCGCGACCCUUCCCGCAACUCCAAGGCCAUUUGCCCCUCCCAGGUUCGCACGCAAAGCUUACGCCCGGCCUACCGACCACCACGGAAACUCUGAUGACACAACACCACCUUCAUCCUCCGCGUCUCAGGUCGGGGAAGAACCGACAAAGCCCGCGUCGCCCCUGCUGGUGCCGAGCACCCUCGAUCGUGCGGACUCAUCACCGGCUCCCGCCCCGAGCGCACCAGUGGUGCCUACGAAGAGGAAGUACACCUACAGGUGUCCCUAUCAUGACUGCGGGGAAACGUUCACUCGCAAGACGGAUCGCAACCGGCACAUGCUGAAUGCGUGCAUAUCCGAGUCCGCGGAAGCACAGGGGGCGCGGCGGGAGCACCCCUCGCCUACUUGGCACUGCCCCGUUUGCGGCAAGGUUCUCUCUCGGCGGGAUGCGACGGAGCGACACAUCAACAAGGGGACGUGUGCAAAGGGACGGUGCGGGAUGUGCGGAGAUCGGAUGACGGAACGGGCUAUCAAGGGACAUUUGGACGAUAUGGGCGAUGGGAAUAUGAAGUGCUUCUCAGCGAAGCUUGCCACGAAGGCGGCGAGGAAGUCGAAGAAGCGUAAGUUGGAGGGCAAGGAGGACGAAGAAGAAGAGCUUGAGGUGGAGGUGGCGCUUGGCGAGGAUGAUCUCGACGAUGAACUUGAGGGCGACGAUGUCAAAGAGGAGGAUAGGAAAGUCGACAACGAGCAACUCCAGCCUCUCAAAAGCGAGGACGCAACAAUGGAGGGGUGCUAGCUAAAUCACGAUUCACUAUUUGUAAUGUCGGAUGCCAUAGAAUCACUUCAUG
Coniophora puteana RWD-64-598 SS2 is the source of this 871-nucleotide messenger RNA. RefSeq lists its product as uncharacterized. The transcript has a single exon. The record is from RefSeq and is a predicted model, not a curated record. The coding region runs from base 28 to 819 and encodes 263 amino acids. NCBI's taxonomy places the organism in Eukaryota, Fungi, Basidiomycota, Agaricomycetes, Boletales, Coniophoraceae.